GUGAAUAGGCAGGGGGAGUGUUCCUGUGGGGGAGGUUUCAGUUCCUCUGAUGUCUCUCCCCUCCUCUCAUGCUCACAGCAGCAGGAGCCUCGUCUGUAGCACAGAGUCGAGCACAGAGUUUACCGGAGCUGUCUGCAGAGCUACAAACCACAGACACACUGGUCUCCAGAACCAUCACCAUGUCUGCUACCCCAGAGCGCUGCUUUGGACCACUCCAAGAUCCAGCUUUUAUUCAGGAACAGUGUGCCCAGAAAGUCUCCACGUCAGCUAGAUCUAAGCGCUACGAGUGUGACCAGUGCGGAAAGUGUGUGACUACAGCACAUUCACUCCAAAUACACAUGAGGAUCCACACUGGUGAGAGACCUUACAGCUGUGACCAGUGUGGGAAGACCUUUAAACAGCAAUCUGGUUUAAGUGAACACCAGAGCAUCCACAGUGGACUGAAGCCCUUUAAGUGUGACCAGUGUGGGAAGAGCUUCAGAAAUAAGAAGUUAAUGACUGAUCACAAACGCCUGCACAAAGACGAGCGGCCGUACAAAUGUGACCAGUGUGAUAAAUCUUAUAAGCAAUCACAGCACCUCGCAGUUCACUACCAAACCCACACACGAGACAAACUGUUCACCUGUGAUUUCUGUUUGAAGAUUUUCAAAACUCCACGGGAAUUGUCAAUGCACCGAUGGACCCACACGAGAGAAGAGACCGCCUACAAAUGUGACCACUGUGGGAAGAGUUUCUCUCAGACCAGCGCUUUGAAACGCCACCUGAACAUCCACACACAAGACAAAAAAUACAGCUGUGAGGAGUGUGGGAAGACAUUUACUGACAGAAGCACACUUAGGAGCCAUAUGAGAGUCCACACUGGAGUUAAGCCAUUUGAGUGUGAUCAGUGUGGGAAGAAAUUUAGCAUCAAGAAAUCACUCAGAAAUCACAGCAAUGUGUGCUCAAUGUGAAAAGUCCUUUAGAAACAAAAUAUUAUGUUUUUUGUUUUAAAGAACAAAUAGUUUGCAUUAUUAUUUGCCUGUAGAAAUGCACUUGAGUAACUUUGUGUCAGUAUUUCAUGUUUAAGGACUAAGUAAAAGUAUAUUUUAUUUAUAUAUUUUUGCUUAUUUUCAGUUUGAGGUCAGAGAUCAUUUUCGGACUGAACACAGACAUUAGUUUGACUCAGCUGAGUUUUGGUGUGCUAACAUUACCUUUUUGAAAUUGUCAUGUUUUAUCGCCAUGAGGAAAGACCAUGGCAGACUGUUCGCGCUAAAUAAAAGACACAUUUUCAGAAUAA
Molecule: messenger RNA, 1276 nt
Organism: Boleophthalmus pectinirostris (great blue-spotted mudskipper)
Lineage: Eukaryota; Metazoa; Chordata; Actinopteri; Gobiiformes; Gobiidae
Product: zinc finger protein 239-like
Exons: 2
Coding region: 69-950 (293 amino acids)
Cellular component (GO): nucleus
Source: RefSeq, a predicted model, not a curated record